GUCGUUCAGUUUAGUCGAAAUGUGUCCAUUGAUUGUAUUGUUGCUCCUAAUAACGGCUCAGGUCGGCAUCUCAUCUGCGCAAGCACCUACUUCCGGUGAAAACUACUCAGUUUACAAGAUUUAUAUUAGAUUGCCUGCAGAUCAACUGGUUGUUGAUAAACUCCUUGUGCAACCAGGCAAUUACAGCUUGUGGGGCCAGGAAAAAAACUAUGUCUAUAUAGGGGUGAGCAAUAGUGUAAAGAAUGCUUUUCUAAAACGAAUCCGAAAGGAUCUUAUAGAUUUCGAAUUGUUCGUAGAAGAUGGAAAGCUUUCACAACAACGUAGAAACAUACUAAUAGCCCAUGACAAAGAAAAGAGCCAAAAGAAAGCAAAAAUUUAGAAACAUUUUAAGUUAAAAAUAUUGUAUAAAUAAAAUAUUUCCAUAGAAUAACUUUUUGCCCCAUCUUAGACCAAUGGAAAAUAUGGAUUAAAUAAAGCAAUUCGAAAACCGAA
Drosophila takahashii is the source of this 492-nucleotide messenger RNA. Its product is annotated as zinc carboxypeptidase A 1. The record is from RefSeq and is a predicted model, not a curated record. NCBI's taxonomy places the organism in Eukaryota, Metazoa, Arthropoda, Insecta, Diptera, Drosophilidae.